Messenger RNA from Melanotaenia boesemani (Boeseman's rainbowfish), 1515 nucleotides. It is a transcript of the gene mfsd8l2, whose product is annotated as major facilitator superfamily domain containing 8-like 2. The record is from RefSeq and is a predicted model, not a curated record. The coding region runs from base 1 to 1419 and encodes 472 amino acids. Gene Ontology annotation, biological process: transmembrane transport. NCBI's taxonomy places the organism in Eukaryota, Metazoa, Chordata, Actinopteri, Atheriniformes, Melanotaeniidae. Gene Ontology annotation, molecular function: transmembrane transporter activity. The transcript has 11 exons.
AUGGAUAACACCCAUAAGAGGACUCUAACUUUUCUAACCAUUGGACUGAUAUUUAUGCUGAGCGGCAUAGAGUAUGCUGUCAUUCUACCUACAAUAUGGAAGUAUCUGCAGAUUUUGGAGGCUCCACCUUACUUCCUGGGUUUGGGUUUGUCUGCCUUCAGUCUGAGUGGGCUGUUAACUGGUCCACUUUUUGGGUUCUGGUCAGAUCGGAGCAAAACUACAAAAUCCAUCAUCCUCUUCUCCAAUCUUUUUGAGAUUGCUGGUAACUUCAUGUAUUUUAUCGGAUAUUCAAGGUGGCUGUUAUUAAGCAGUCGGUUUGUAGCAGGUAUUGGUGCAGGAGCAGGCUCCUCCAUCUUUGGUUUUCUAACCCGGAGCACUCUACCAGAGGAGCGUGCUGGUAUCUUUGCAGCCAUCAUGGCCUGUCGACAAGUUGGCCUACUUGUCGGGCCGGCGUUCAACUUGUUCCUGCGGCUGUGUGAUUUCAAACUGGGGCCCUUUGUUGUGAACAAGUAUACGUCUCCUGGGAUCUUCAUGUGCCUGUUGUGGGUGUUGCUCCAGUUUGUCGUCCUAACCAUUUACUGGGAUGUACCACCCAUCAGCUCAGAGGGGGGUGCCAUAAUGAUGGAGAUAAAACAGGAGGAGGAAGAGGAGGGGGUGCCGUUGAUGGGGUCGGACGAGGACCUGGUGCACUCCUACAGAGCUGUUAACUCUGACCAGUUGGAGACUUCCUUCUCCUCAGAGAUGCAACCUGUCCACGGAGCCAUGAACCCCUUCAAAAACUUCAAUGCCAGCAGAGAGUUCCUGAGAGAAGAGGUGAUUGUUGUUCUCACGGCUCAGUUCAUCACUUUUUUCAAUCAGACAGCACUGGAGACCAUGGUGACUCCUCUGACGCAGCGCUACUUCAGCUUCGGCGAGCUGGGAAACAGCCUGAUGUACAGCCUGUGCGGGGUGGAGGUCAUCCUGGGCUUCUUCUUUGUGCGCUGGCUGAGCAGGAAGGUGGAGGACCGUGUGGUGCUGGCCGUGGGCCUGGUCAUCUGCUGCACCGCCUGUAUCUGGUGCCUCAUUUUCCUCUGCAACCCCCGAGGUGGUUAUGGAUGGGAGCUGUCGGCCUUCAUCAUCGGAGUGUUUCUGCAGCUGCUAGGGCUUCCCUUCGUGGCUGUGUCUCAGGUGUCUCUGUUCUCCAAAGUCACUGCUGAGAAAACACAAGGGUUCAGCCAAGGCGUCAGACGCUCAGUUGGGGGCCUGGCCACCAUCUUGGGUCCUUUGUGGGCUGGAGGAUUGACCAAUAAUUUGUACAUAAUGCUGGGCAUGAUGCUGGCUCUCCUCAUAAUGAUCACAGUUAUGACGGUGCUGUCCUACGAGCGGCUGGCCGAGCCCAGGGUGGUCCAAUGUGCCCAGAGCUCUGACAGCGGAGGAUAGGCCCAAAGUCAACGAGCAGCAGAGGCUAAAGACGCUGCGAAGGAAUGCCCUUCACUUCAGAGAGAAUUAAUCUAAGUUUCCUGCAGAUAAAAGUGU